GUCCACAAUGGCUCUCCUCCCUGCCAUUCUCGCCGUGCUUAACGUGGCCACUGCCGCGACAAUUACCACCAGCGAGCCUUCUCUUCCUGAGAUCCAAGCUGCCCAGGCGACUACGCUGCCCGAGACGACCAAUUCGGAUGUGGGGGGUGUUGCCUUCGACCGCUUCUACCAGAUCUGGCUCGAGAACAUCGACUACAGCUCUGCCGCCGGCGACCCCAACCAGAAAUGGCUCGCGAGCAAGGGCAUCACCUUGACCAACUACUUCGCAGUGGGCCACACCUCCGAGCCCAACUACUGCGCAGCAGCCAGCGGUGAUAACUAUGGCAUGGACAACGACCAAUUCAUCCAGAUCCCUAGCAACGUCUCCACCGUUGCUGAUCUGUUGGAUACCAAGGGGAUCUCCUGGGCCGAGUACCAGGAGCACCUCCCCUUCCCCGGAUUCCAGGGGUACAACUAUUCGAAUCAGGAGACAUACGCCAAUGACUACAUGCGCAAGCACAAUCCCCUGGUUCUCUUCGACACCGUCACCAACAAUGAUACUGCCUUGCGUCAGAUCAAGAACUUCACCGACUUCCAUGACGAUCUGAACAGCAAGAAGCUGCCCCAGUGGGCCUUCAUCACCCCUAACAUGACAAAUGACGCCCAUGACACUAACAUCACCUUUGCUUCUGCCUGGCUCCGUGAUUUUGUCUCUGGGUUGAUGGACAACGACUAUUUCUGGAACAACACCCUUCUCUUGCUCACCUUUGACGAGAGUGAGCACUACUCAGUCCAGAACCGUGUCUUCAGCAUCCUGCUUGGCGGCGCAGUCCCCGAGGAUCUAAUCGGAACCACCGAUGACACUGUCUACACGCACCAUUCCUCCAUUGCCUCCGUCUCUGCCAACUGGGGAUUGCCGUCUCUUGGCCGUUGGGAUUGCGGUGCCAACAUUUGGGAGUUCGUCGCCAACAAGACGGGCUACACAAACUGGAAGAUCGACCCAACGAAGCUCCUCCUCAACGAAUCCCUUCCGGGCCCGCUGUCUGCCAAGGAGUACUCCCAGUACCGAUCUAGCUGGCCUGUCCCUGCCACAGACGAGAAGUGCUCUGCCGGCAACGGUAUCCUGCCCCAGGUCGUCCAGACUUACAAGGGACAGAAGCCCACAUAUAACUACACUGCACCUUUCCCGUACGAUGAGUCUGCCGGUCUCGACAUUGGCGUCUCCUAUUCCCGCGAUGGAAUUACCUAUGUCUCUGGUGUCAAUGCGACCACUUCUACCUCGACCACCACGGCUAACGGCACCUCAAGCUCGAGCCCUGCUCAUCCUUCUUCCAGCAAGGGUGCUGCGGCUGGCCUCACUCUUCCGGCUGUUGGAAGCGGUGUUAUGGCCGUCAUGAUCGCUGCUCUCCAGGGUUUUAUUCUGUAGAUAUCUUUGUGUUAUACGAGAGUACAACUGGUUGCAAAACUGGUGGAAGCGUCUAUACUCUUGAUUCUCUCUCGAGCCCUAAUCUGAAAGAUGGUGAUCUGCUUUUGUAAAUUAUUCUGAGAAUCUCUGUGAUCAUCCUACAGAAAAGCCCUGUUUGUAUGUUCAUGAGAUGGUAAUUUUCCUAGAAACCACAGGCAUCCAGAAAGGGAAAGUCAAUGCGGUUCUAGAAAUUCCAGUUUAUAUAGUGGCAUAUAUCUCUAAUACACAGAACGCUUU
Molecule: messenger RNA, 1681 nt
Organism: Monascus purpureus
Lineage: Eukaryota; Fungi; Ascomycota; Eurotiomycetes; Eurotiales; Aspergillaceae
Source: the annotation of a GenBank genome assembly